AUGCUUCAAGGACAUCGAAUUUACAACACCAAUACAAGAACAAAAGUCUAUAUGAGCAACUUUCCGUCUGAUGGUGGAUAUAUGGAUUCACUUUUGCUCAUGUAUAUCCAUGCUACGAUUUCUGGUGCUUUGAUUUUUUUAACAGCAGUAGCAUUUUUUGGAAUUUUUUUUGGCUCAAGUUUUGGAACCCUUCGUGUCGACUUCCCAGAGUUAAACGCUACUUCUCUUUCAAAUAUUUUUAAAACAGACGACAACGACCUUAACCAGCAACUCAGCUCUCUUUUUGGAUCACUCACUACCUAUUUACUUCAACCAUAUAGUGGUCAACGCAUUUACUCCCAUUUAUUCUGCUUUGCUCAAGUUGACGUGGAUAGAGAUGACAUUUCCUAUGGCUGUGCUCCUUUAUACGGGUUCAAGGUUGGCUACUUUAUUGAACGACUUGUACCUUAUAACUUCAAGGAGCCCAUGCUUACUGCUUAUCAUUCUAUCUCUCUAUUCAAUUCUAUUCGCCAGUAUGGGAAUUUUCACAUGAUCCUUCUCUGGGUCGUCAAGUUUUGUUUGGGUAUCCCCAUGUUCAUCAACGUAUACUUGUUCUUUUACGGGGCAUAUUUUACUUUCGAGGAUGAAAAGUCGGAUCGUAAGGCAUACAAGUAUAUUAUUAUAAAUGCCAUUCUUUUUGGUACUGGUAGUUUCAUCCUUCUUCUUUCUGAUCUCACCAUUAUGCUUAUCGUCAAUAAAUAUUUCACAGACUUGGGAUUUCAUGCCAGCCUUUCAUUAAAUGGAAACCUUUUAAUCUGGAUGACUUUCUUGAUUUCUUUACUUCAGAUAUAUGUGCAAUACAAAGUUCUCUAUGGUUUCGACAGAUUGCGAGCUGCUAUGGAAAUUGAACGACAAAAAGCUAGAAAUGGGGAAUAUAAUGACAGACAAUGGAUUGUGAUAAAUGGACUUUCCUAUAAAUUUCCUCCUAGAUACAUUUCUGAAUUUCGAGCUAGAAGGAAAGAAGAAAGAAAUGCUGAAAAAAUAAACAAGUCAGAGAAAAAGGCCGAGGCUCAAGCUAGAAAGGAGGAACAACGCGAAGCAGCUAAGCGACUUAAAGCUGAAAGAGAAGCCGAAAAACAAGCAACCAAGGAGCGACAGGACGAAGAGCGAAAGAUGAGGCUUGAAGAGGAGGGGAGAUUAAAGGCCGUCACUUUAGAACAAAAACAGGAAAGGGAAAGAGAAUUGAUUCGUUUGCGUGAGUUUGCUCAGGCUGAAAAGGAGGCCGAGAGGAUCCGCAUGCGUGAACUUGCUGAGGCCUCAAAGCAAGCUAAGGAAGAAGAACGGAAGAAACGAGAACGGGAGCGAGCCUUUGCUAAAGGACAAGCCCAUGCAGAAGCAGCAAUGAUAGCAGAAGCAAAGGCCAUUGCGCGUGCUGAAAGGAAUAAGCCUGCUUAUACUCAGGAUGACAUAGAUAACGACACUUCGAGCUUCUAUGCUGUGAAUGAGAUUCGCAGAUACCAAGAGUCUGUAGCAUACCCUAAAUCUGCCAGAACUAAGUCGACAGGAUACCCACAGUCAUAUGAGCCUUCUCGUAGAGCUCGAUAA
Molecule: messenger RNA, 1584 nt
Organism: Magnusiomyces paraingens
Lineage: Eukaryota; Fungi; Ascomycota; Dipodascomycetes; Dipodascales; Dipodascaceae
Exons: 1
Coding region: 1-1584 (527 amino acids)
Source: RefSeq, a predicted model, not a curated record